AUGUCUGAACGCUCUAAUUGUCUGAAUUGCCCCAAUGAUCGUGACCUGGCAUAUCACCUUGGUCUCCUGAAAUUUGGAAGCGAAGAAGAAAAGUUUGAGGAAAUAUCACUUGCGCCAGUUUUUACCCAGCGCAUGUGCAGCUGCCACGAAUCAUCUCCGUCGAGGCCCACCGGAGAGGUUUCACAGUAUGGACUACUGGCAGGAAUAACAAAAGCCAAUGGGUCGUAUUUUUCUGCUUCGAACGAGACGAGUACUUGGGGAGAAGACCCUAGGCUUUUUUUCAACGUUUCAUCGCCAUCCAGUACAUUUAUCUGUGGGUCUCAAGGCUCUGGGAAAAGCCAUACCUUGUCAUGCAUUCUGGAAAACUGUUUGAUCCCUUCCCGGGCUGCGAAGCUGCCAAACCCGCUCACAGCUGUUGUGUUUCACUAUGACACUUUUAUCUGUGAUAAUGGAGGAUCACCAUGCGAGGCGGCAUUUCUUGCUUCCCACCCCGAUAUCAAAGUGAGGGUUUUAUGUGCCCCGACCAAUAUUCGAACGAUUCAGGGGACGUACUCGAGAUUUAAUAUCACUGUCGAAGCACUGCAGAUUGAUCAGAAAGAUCUCAAUACCAAGCGUAUGUUAGACCUGAUGGCAGUGGGGCAAACCAAUGGCCCACUCCCACUAUACAUGCACACUGUUCAGCGGAUUCUUCGAGAAAUGCGAAUCGUACAGCAAAACAUGGGAACCAGAUUUGAUUAUGCAGAGUUCAAGAUGAGGGUUCUUGACUCUGAGCUCACAUCAGGCCAGCUCGAGCCAUUGAAGCAACGCCUUGAUGCUUUAGAGAGCUUCAUGCCUGCGCAGCAGGCUUACAAAACCGGUCAAAAGAAGGGGUCUCAAGGAUGGGGCUCUGAUUGGACUCCACGGUCUGGCCAACUGACAAUUGUUGACCUUUCCUGCCCGUGCAUCUCUUCUGAUACGGCCUGCUCCCUUUUCAACAUCUGUUUUGGGAUAUUUCUUGAGCAAAGCACAGAAAUCGGUCGGAUAGUGGCACUUGACGAGGCCCAUAAAUAUAUGGACAGUUCUGUUGAAGCUAAGUCUUUUACCGAAACUCUUCUCUCUACCGUACGCCUCCAGCGACAUCUCGGAAUCCGCAUUGUGAUCUCAACACAAGAGCCCACGAUAUCAACCGCGCUGCUAAGUCUCUGUUCGUUGACCAUUGUUCAUCGGUUCUCAUCACCAGAGUGGCUUCGGGCUCUGAAAAGCAAUAUAGCUGCUGUUGCUCUAGGUGAAGAUCCCCUUCGAGGGAAUCAUGAGAACAGAGAGAAUAAUGAUGUGGACAAGUCAUCUUUGUUUGACAGAAUAGUUCGUCUUCGCGUGGGUGAAGCUUUGCUCUUUUGUCCAAGCGCGGCAAUCAAACCGCCUUCUGGAAGUGAUGAAAUUGAAGAAAUCAAAAAGCUAGGAUCUGGAUACCUGCAAGUCAAGGUUAGAAGCAGACUUACUGAAGAUGGCGGAAGGAGCGUUUUGUCUUGA
Molecule: messenger RNA, 1509 nt
Organism: Penicillium cosmopolitanum
Lineage: Eukaryota; Fungi; Ascomycota; Eurotiomycetes; Eurotiales; Aspergillaceae
Exons: 5
Coding region: 1-1509 (502 amino acids)
Source: RefSeq, a predicted model, not a curated record